Adineta ricciae is the source of this 984-nucleotide messenger RNA. The record is from the annotation of a GenBank genome assembly. NCBI's taxonomy places the organism in Eukaryota, Metazoa, Rotifera, Eurotatoria, Adinetida, Adinetidae.
AUGUCAACAGAAAUAUUUUACAUCAUUCGUCAACAAUUGGGUAAUAUUGGUAUACCAAUCUUAUUAGUGUCAGGAAAUAUCGGCAAUGUACUCCUUUUGAUUAUGUUCAUAAAAUCAUUAAAGCGCCACCCGAACUCGUGUUCGCUCUACUUACUUUUUGCAUCAUUCGGUAACUUGUUUGUUAUUGACACAGCGUUGAUAUCCACGUUCUACGGUAUGAACAAUGUAGAACCCACUCAUUUAUCGAAUGCCGUCUGUAAAUUACGCUGGUUCGGUGGUCACGCAUUAUUCAUGCUUAGCCGAUGUUGCAUGGUUGCAGCAUGUAUCGAUCGAUGGGCUGUGUGCUCCCAAAAUGUGAGGAUCCGAUCGCUUUGCCAAAUUCGUACAGCUAGAUAUGUGACUGGAGUUAUCGUACUGCUAUCUAUAAUCUUACCGGCUCCGUUAUUUCUCUACUACGACAAUGGAACCGGGCGAUGUAUUCUUUUGCCAACUUAUACACUAGCCUAUACAAUAUUUUCCUUUCUCGCCAUCAGUGUUAUUCCUUUGCUCUUAUUGAUCAUCUUUAGUUUACUGACCUGCCAUAAUUUGCAUUUGAUACAUUCGCGUGUUUUACCCACAAGCGGUACAGUUCAGAGUAUUCGCAUACAUAAACGUGAUCAUGACCUGAUGAAAAUGCUAGCUGGUGAAGUAGUUAUCUACUGUUUAACUCAAUCCACAUUUCCCGUAAAUACGAUGUACGGAUAUUUUACAAGUUUCUUCACGGCUAAUAAAAGUCAACUGCGAAUCGCUGUUGAAUCACUGAUCUCUUUUAUUAUUCACCCUAUUCUCUCGUUUACUUAUUGUUGUACACAGUUUUAUGUUUGUGCGCUAGUGUCAAAGAGCUUUCGCCGAGACUGUUCACAAUUGUUCCGUAAACAACCACCACCUGACACAGGAACAAGGCAUACCAUCCGAUUUGCAGAAAAUAAUCAUACUCGAAGUUAG